ACCUUAUGCCUGCAUCAAGAGUCUUCUGAGUGCUGCAAGCAUGUCCACUACCAUUUAUGAAAUAUACUCCUCCAUUCCUACUAAACAGACCAUUGACUGUAAUUUUGUUCCUGCAUUUUUGAAGUCUAUGCAAAAGGAAGCUUUAUUUGAGACAUAUGACCAUGAUGGAAGGGACAAACUGGCAGAUGUGGAACGGCUUAAAGAUGAUCUUAUUGACUUAAUUUCAGAAGUUCUUUCCCAAACAAUGGUGGAGAGAUUUUCUGGGUCUGCCACCUCCUUGUUUACAAAAACAUUUACUCAACGACUAAACUCUGUUACUGGAAAAGUAGUUGGUAAUUUACUGGGGAGGCAUGAAACCCAAUGUUUCUUUGUCAAUCAACAGCAUCAUCAUGAUCUGAAAUCUGCCACUAAAUGCAAGGAAAGGACUUUGUCUGAGGAAGAAAUAAAUGAGCUCAAGCGCUACGCUAAUACUGUAACUGAUGAACAAAAUCCAGCAACAGCUUUAGAAGUUCAUGUACUCACAAAGAGUAACUUGCUGGAUGGAAAAGAUAUUUGUCUUACUGUCAUAGAUGAUCAAGGAAAAAUUCUCACAGAGGAGACUUACGCAGGAACUGACCCAGCAGCUGGUACUAUUAAACUUGUGCUAACAAAAACACCUCAAACUUCUCCAGGAACAAGAGGAAUGUGGAGUAUACUGACUCAAUGGGUCAUGGGUAAAGACACACCUGUCAGUGGACACAUUGAUAUUAUACGACCUGACGGCUCUCGGGAAAUUGUGAACUCCACAAAUCAGAACUGUCUGUUUCAUGCUGUCAUCCAAGCAACAACUAAAGACCCAAAUGAUGUUGUACAACAAAAAGCCAUAGAACUCAGGAGAAAAGUCAGUCAGGAGAUUCUAGCCAAACCAUACAAAUAUCAUAAGGCUGUGAAGAUUCAGAAUAUGUUCAACAGAACAAACAGCUCCAAUAAAUUUAAAACCGAAGCUGGAUUAAAGAAAGGAGACCAGGAGAAGUUUGAAAGGUUUACCAAAGACAUGACUCCAGAGGACAUUAUUAAUGCUUACCACUUGGGAAAAGUGGCAGAAUAUGAGAGCCUUUUGGACAUGGACAAACCCACUCCAGGAGUCAUCGAAGCAGACCACAUUCCACCAAAGAAUAGUUUAAUAAAACUUAUAAGAAAUCCAGAAAUGGUGAAAUCACUCAAAACCAACAACAAGGCAGCCUAUGAUUUAGUGAUGAGCAUGAGAGAGGACCAGAAUGGAAAAAAGCAGCUCUGCAUGAACACGCUCUACUCGGAUCAUCGACGUGCCCUGACCAGCGGUAACAGUUCUGAAUCCAGAGCAAGCAGAGAUUUGCUGACAAACACCUUAGCAAGUGGAGACAUGGAGAAAGUGCUGAAGCAGUCAUUCAUACUGGCUCACCCGAGAUGUUCAGAGGACAUCCGGAAUAGUCUCGGAAUAAAACAUAACAUUGAAACCAGGAAUUCUGGACUGUCUGGACUGGCUGACUGUCACAAAUAUUACAAGGAAGGUUUUGACAAACUUGUACGUGAAUACAGCAGGAAGAAGCUGAUUGACCAAAACCAAACAGAUCGCCUGAUGCAGUGGGUGAAAGAAGAGAGAUAUUGGGACACAUCUGCAGUGGAGUAUAAAGAAAUUCAAGGAGCUAUAAAAGCCAAAUCUGUAAACAGAGGAAACACAGACCACAUGAGGCCAAAUUAUCAGCGUCGUGAGCUGUAAUGUUCACGUCGGUGUUAAGAUCAGUGUUUGACUGAAAAAGAAACAAACUUAAAGGAAAAAAUCUCUACAUGUAGUGAUAAUACAUUAAUGUUAACUUUUUUUCUUUCUUAAAUAUUUUAUUCUUGCAUAAAUGUUAAUAUAUAAAACAUUCUACAAGCUUUCAAAAGAUGUUUUUUUUUGUAUUCCAUUAGAGCAUCAUGAAGUCAUUCAUAGUGUCAGGAAUCAAUACUCUUUUAAUGUAUAACAAUCUGAGUGUUAGAAAUGUCUCUCAAUUUAUGAUAAUAAACUUGCCAUGUGUGUGA
This is a messenger RNA of Tachysurus vachellii, 2040 nucleotides long. RefSeq lists its product as uncharacterized. The transcript has 6 exons. Lineage: Eukaryota; Metazoa; Chordata; Actinopteri; Siluriformes; Bagridae. Bases 41 to 1738 code for a protein of 565 amino acids. The record is from RefSeq and is a predicted model, not a curated record.